UUCACAUUUAUGUGCACCAAAAUUAAUUUAAAAAAUACCCAAACAAACACUUGAUACUACACAAUCGCUGCUCAGUGUUCACUUAAAAUAUACAAACAACAAAUACUUCCCCCUUUUUCAGACAUGGAUUUUCUCUCUUGCUACUCCGACCCACUUCCUUUUGGCGGCUUCGAUUCUCCAGUGUCGGAUAGUUGCAGUGCUCCAGCUCGUACAAAUUUUUCCGAUGAAGAAUUGAUGUUAGCUUCCAGCUAUCCAAAGAAACGGGCUGGCAGAAAGAAAUUCCGGGAGACUCGCCAUCCCGUUUACCGAGGAGUUCGUAGGAGAAACUCCGGGAAGUGGGUUUGUGAAGUUAGAGAACCUAAUAAGAAAUCAAGAAUAUGGUUAGGAACUUUUCCCACGGCGGAAAUGGCAGCACGGGCUCACGACGUGGCGGCGCUGGCACUUAGAGGUAGGUCUGCGUGUUUGAAUUUUGCAGACUCGUCAUGGCGGUUGCCAGUACCAGCUUCGAGUGAUCCAAAGGACAUUCAGAAGGCGGCGGCAGAGGCUGCAAGAGCAUUCCGGCCAGUAGAGGCGGAUGGACUUUUAGGGGAUGAAUUUAGACAGGAAAACAAGAGGGCGACAGAAACAGCCGAGGCGGAGGGCAUGUUUUAUAUGGAUGAGGAGGCAGUUUUCGGAAUGCCAGGACUGCUUGCAAAUAUGGCAGAGGGAAUGUUGUUGCCUCCACCUCAGUGCGUUGCAGAGAAUGGAGACGACAUAGAAGCAGAUUCAGCUGAUGUGCCAUUAUGGAGUUUUUCCAUAUAAAGGAGUGAAGUAGGGUGGACUAAAUUGGAGAGUUUAGUAGUUGACUGCUCCGUACUUAAUAUUUUUGACUAGUACGGUUAGAAAUUUGCAUAGUGGCUAUAUCACUAUAUUUAGUAACUAGCUAAGGUUUCAUGAAAAGACAGAGGGAAAGCUGUCUUUUAAGUUACUAGUUCAUUCACAUAUCAAGAAACAGAAAAAUAAUUAACACUUCGCAAGCCUGGCCCAAAUGUCUUCAAGCUUCACUCUUGGGUCUAGGCCACUCAUUUGGAUCAACCUCAGCGAACCAAGCCUGGAGUUAAGUGCUUGGGAGAUUCCCCUCCCCUCACUUUUUUUUUUUUUUUUUUU
Messenger RNA from Jatropha curcas, 1146 nucleotides. RefSeq names its product dehydration-responsive element-binding protein 1A. NCBI's taxonomy places the organism in Eukaryota, Viridiplantae, Streptophyta, Magnoliopsida, Malpighiales, Euphorbiaceae. Gene Ontology annotation, molecular function: DNA-binding transcription factor activity; DNA binding. Gene Ontology annotation, biological process: regulation of DNA-templated transcription. The record is from RefSeq and is a predicted model, not a curated record.